AUGCAACGCACGCUCAGUAAGCUCGCGACGCGCCACUACUCGACGCAGUGGCGGUCCUUUAGCGCGCUCCACCCGUCGCUCAAGCAGAACGACUUGACGUCCAUUACGCUCCACGUGACCAACCACCCAGGGUCCUUGCGCCCGGUCCUCGACAUGUUUGCAAAGCACCGCGUGAACCUCACGCACAUUACGUCGCAGCCCACCAAGUCGAUCGAGCCCAACAACGACUAUGCGAUCUCGAUCGACUUUCAGGGCAAGCCCGGCACGGUCGGCAUUGACAACCUCCUGCGCGAGCUCGAGGCGCACUGCGCGUCGGUGACCCUCGCGACCGACAAGACGGUGCCGUGGUUUCCGCUGCACAUUAGUGACCUCGACAUUGCGGCCCGCCAUACACUCCAGGCCGGCACCGACAUUGACGCCGACCACCCUGGGUUUAGCGACCAAGUGUACCGUGCCCGUCGCAACGAGCUCAGCGAGAUCGCGGCCAACUACCGCCAGGGGCAGCCACUGCCGCACAUUCACUACUCGGAGCUCGAGACGCAAACGUGGGGUGCAGUCUACAACCGCAUCAAGGACACGUGGGCGCAGUUUGCGUGCGACGAGUUCAACAACGCGCUCCCGAUGCUCGAGCGCGAGUGCGGCUACAGCCCGACCAACAUUCCGCAGGCCCAAGACAUUUCCAACUUUUUGAAAGCGCGCACCGGGUUCGUGAUCCAUCCGGUCACGGGGUACCUCUCGCCGCGCGACUUUUUGAAUGGCCUUGCGUUCCGCGUCUUCUUUUGCACGCAGUACAUUCGACACCACUCACAGCCGCUGUAUACGCCGGAGCCGGACAUCUGCCACGAGCUCAUGGGCCACGUGCCCAUGUUUGCGGACCAGGAUUUCGCCGACUUUUCCCACGAGAUUGGCCUCGCCUCGCUCGGCGUCUCGGACGACGAGAUCGAGCGCCUCGCGGCGUGCUACAUUUUUUCGGUCGAGUUUGGCAUCUACCUCCAGAACGGCCAGAAAAAGGCGUUUGGUGCAGGCAUGCUUUCGAGCUUUGGCGAACUCGAAUACGCGUGCUCGCCGAUGCCUGAGUACCGGCCGUGGGAUCCGUUCCACGCGUGCAAGCAAAAGUACCCCGUAACGACGUACCAGCCCGUGUACUAUGUGGCCGAGAGCUUGCCAAGCCAAGGCAAGAUGCGCGAGUUCACGCGCGAGAUGAAGAAGCCGUUCCAUGCGACGUACAACCCCGCGACGCAGACGAUUGCGGUGGACCGCGCGAUCACCAUUAAGGAGCGUGGCGCCAAGUAG
Saprolegnia parasitica CBS 223.65 is the source of this 1293-nucleotide messenger RNA. RefSeq lists its product as hypothetical. Lineage: Eukaryota; Oomycota; Saprolegniomycetes; Saprolegniales; Saprolegniaceae. Gene Ontology annotation, biological process: aromatic amino acid metabolic process. Bases 1 to 1293 code for a protein of 430 amino acids. The transcript is spliced from 7 exons. The record is from RefSeq and is a predicted model, not a curated record. Gene Ontology annotation, molecular function: oxidoreductase activity, acting on paired donors, with incorporation or reduction of molecular oxygen, reduced pteridine as one donor, and incorporation of one atom of oxygen; iron ion binding.